This is a messenger RNA of Rhododendron vialii, 2666 nucleotides long. Its product is annotated as subtilisin-like protease SBT5.4. Bases 174 to 2549 code for a protein of 791 amino acids. Gene Ontology annotation, biological process: proteolysis. NCBI's taxonomy places the organism in Eukaryota, Viridiplantae, Streptophyta, Magnoliopsida, Ericales, Ericaceae. The transcript is spliced from 11 exons. The record is from RefSeq and is a predicted model, not a curated record. Gene Ontology annotation, molecular function: serine-type endopeptidase activity.
AAUCUUUCUUAAUUACAGUAACUCCUUUUUCUUUCGGUUCUGGUUUUCUAUUUGCUCCUGGUGGCUUUUUGCCUGUGCAAGUGCAACCGUAAGACCAACGGGGGGCACUUCUGCAACCGGGCCACCACUCUCUACUGAUAUUUGAAAGCACCGUAAGGAUAAAGAAAUUAAGGAUGUUGUUCUCCAAAUUUCUCCUCCUCCUUGGGCUACUUGCACUUCCCUCCUUUUUCCUAGCACCGGCUUUUGCAGCCAAACAGUCCUAUAUUGUGUACAUGGGAGCACAUUCAAAUUCCCCACUUGUGGCAGCUAGUGCUACCGUUAGUCCAGGGGUCCAUAACGAAACUCACUGCCAGUUUCUUGCAUCUUUCCUGGGAAGUACUGAGAAGGCUGAAGAGGCAAUGUUUUACUCAUACACAAAGGAUAUCAAUGGUUUCGCUGCAACUCUUGACGAGGCAGAGGCAGCAGAAAUUGCAAAGCAUCCCAACGUGUUGUCCAUUUUCGUUAAUAAACCAAGACACUUGCACACAACCCAUUCAUGGGAGUUUAUGAUGCUUGAAAAAAAUGGCCUGGUUGAAGCACAUUCAUUGUGGGAAAAAGCCAAAUAUGGUGAAGAUAUCAUCAUCGCAAAUCUUGACACAGGUGUCUGGCCUGAAUCACAGAGCUUUAGCGACAAUGGUUAUGGGCCCAUUCCGUCGAAGUGGAAAGGGUCCUGUCAGAAUGACACCACAACCGGAGUCCCGUGCAAUAGGAAACUUAUCGGCGCUAAGUACUUCCUAGAAGGUUACAUUAAAGGUGGAGGCACAGCCCAGCCUGAAAUGCACUCAGCACGUGACUAUGAAGGCCAUGGAUCUCACACACUGUCAACGGCGGGUGGUAACUUUGUCCACGAUGCAAGUGUUUUGGGUGUGUUCAAUGGAACUGCAAAAGGGGGAUCACCUAAAGCUCGAGUAGCUGCUUACAAGGUGUGCUGGCCUAGUAUUAAUUUGCUCGGAGGAUGCUUCGAUGCUGAUAUAUUAAACGCCUUCGAAGCUGCCAUACAAGAUGGGGUAGACGUGCUUUCUCUGUCACUGGGUGGGACUGCGUCUCCGUACUUCAACGACGGCAUUGCGAUUGGAGCAUUCCAUGCUGUUAGGAAUGGCAUUGUUGUGGUAUGCUCAGCUGGGAACGAUGGACCUAAUCCAGGAUCUGUGUCAAAUGUUGCCCCCUGGAUCUUAACUGUUGCAGCAAGCACCCUCGAUCGUGACUUUGCAUCUUAUGUUCAACUCAAUAACGGGCUAAAAUUCAAGGGAGCUAGCUUGUCUAAGCCUUUACCAGGAAAUGGUUUCUUACCACUUAUAAGUGGUGCAGUGGCUAAGGCAGCCAACGCCUCAGAAACAGAUGCUUUGCACUGCAUGCAAGGAUCACUGGACCCAGAGAAGGUGAAGGGUAAGAUAUUGGUGUGUCUGAGGGGUGUUAAUGGAAGAGUGGAGAAAGGACAAGCAGCCGCUUUGGCGGGUGCUGCGGGAAUGAUCCUUUGCAAUGCCUUGUCCGACGGUAAUGGCCUCAUCGCCGAUCCCCACGUGCUUCCCACAUCUCAUAUCAACUACACUGCUGGUCUUGCUGUUUUUGCCUACCUGAAUUCUACCAGUGUUCCAUUGGGUCGUAUAGACGGUCCAAUGACAGAACUAAACCAAAAACCUGCUCCAGUCACGGCUUCUUUCUCCUCAAGGGGUCCAAACAAAAUAACUCCAGAGAUCCUCAAGCCUGAUAUCACUGCUCCUGGAGUAAAUGUUAUAGCUGCCUAUUCAGAAGCAGUAAAACUGGUCGAUAACCGCACAACUCCCUUCAUUACAGAGUCGGGUACUUCCAUGUCUUGUCCUCAUGUUUCGGGAGUUGUCGGCCUUCUUAAGAAACUCCAUCCCGACUGGAGCCCUGCUGCAAUAAAAUCAGCAAUCAUGACUACUGCAAGAUCCAGAGACAACACUGGGCAUACAAUGCUCGACGAGUCAACAUUCCUCAAGGCUACACCAUUGGAUUUCGGUUCCGGUCAUAUACAACCAACCCGUGCUGCAGAUCCCGGGCUAGUCUACGACUUAGGCAUCAACGAUUACUUGGACUUCUUGUGCGCCACGGGUUAUAACCGAAGCCUGAUCCAACUCUUUUCUCAGGCACCUUAUACCUGUCAAAACAACACUAACCUACUGAACUUCAACUAUCCUUCAAUAACCGUCCCUAACCUCUCUGGCUCGGUCACUGUGACUCGAACUCUGAAGAACGUGGGCCCACCAUCUACCUAUAUAGCCCGCAUUGUUAAGCCACCGAGAAUUUCUGUUUCCAUCAAACCCAGAAGUUUGAAAUUUCACAAGGUUGGUGAAGAGAAGAGCUUUAAGUUGACUUUAAAGGCUGAGAAAGCUGGAUUUCCAACGGACUACGUGUUUGGGGAGUUGAUAUGGGUAGAUAGCGGCCGCCACAGUGUGAGAAGUCCGAUUGUGGUUGCUUCAGGUGCUACAAACAAAUCAACAGCGGGAUAUAUUCAAGGAACUGUACAGAAUAUCGAAAAUCUGAUUUAGGCAAACUAUUGUUUUUGCUGAAAUAUCUUCUUUCUGUUUCUUUUUGGUCUUGGGCACUCUUGGUUGUUAGUUUUCAAAUAUAUCUUUUUAGAUAAGAGUGCUUUAUAGGUUUGCGUA